Messenger RNA from Alosa alosa (allis shad), 7729 nucleotides. It is a transcript of the gene erbin, whose product is annotated as erbb2 interacting protein. NCBI's taxonomy places the organism in Eukaryota, Metazoa, Chordata, Actinopteri, Clupeiformes, Clupeidae. Gene Ontology annotation, cellular component: postsynaptic membrane; adherens junction; postsynaptic density. The record is from RefSeq and is a predicted model, not a curated record. Gene Ontology annotation, molecular function: protein binding. Gene Ontology annotation, biological process: neurotransmitter receptor transport postsynaptic membrane to endosome; neurotransmitter receptor transport, endosome to postsynaptic membrane.
ACUACACAUUUGUUUGAAUUACUUUUAUUUUGUUACAUAGUCGUAGCAUUAAAUGGAUAACAAAUGUCGUAUGAUCUUGGGUUCAUACUUCACACAAUUUUACCAAGAACUGCACCUUGACGUUAUGCGGUAAUUCGACAAUCUCGUUAGAUACUUUACAUAUCGAUUAAACCAAUCGGCUACGCAGUCAAAUGCUCUCUUAUCCUCGUGAUGGGGUUUAUUGCUAUCAGAAGCGGACUAAUCGACUUAUGUCAGUUCUAUUUUAUCAGAGUGUGGAAACAAUAGUGCAGAAAAUAAGGUAACCUACUUCAACGUGCGACAUUUUGGUAAUCAACCGAAAUAGUAAACGCUGCGAUGGUCCUUCCCAUAGACUGUAGUGUGGUGUUUACACUGGGCUAGGUAAUUUACUGAACACUUUCAUUGGUUCUUUCUAUAUGCCCAUCAAGCGGCGCCUGAUUCCUUGUGUUAGAAACUGAGACCUAAUGGUCCCAUUCCAAUGAGACGGUCCCAGCAAAACCGCAUUACCCUGUAGACUGCUGUGGUACAGGCCGACACAUUUGCUAUCGUCACACACUGCGUAGCCAAGCUAGCUGUAUCAGUUGUGACUGCUUGAGCUGAUUGUUGCUUUCUGUCAUGUUUCCGUGUCGAUUUCUAUUUCAAACGUAGCCUAGCUGCUUGAAAUAGUCUGACUGUAUGUAACGUUAUCUAUCUGAAAUGUAAUGUUUCGGGUGGAUUUCAGCGGUGAUUUGGGUGCGGCACUGUGUUUGGAGAAGAAGGGGUUUGCGCUGUGACGGUGGACUUUUUUGCCUUUUGUAUUUCCUUGCCUGUUGUGGACAUUUUGGAUUGCUAUUUUAUUUUUGUAGUUUUACGUUGAUUUUAACCGCUUCAAAGGAAUAUAGGGUCACUUUUAUGAAAAUAUAGUACGAUUUUGUCAGCGUCUCCUACUUAGGUCUUGUUUUCUAUAUACAAGAAAACUUUAAACAACAAAUAAGUUGGGGAGGGGAUUGAUGCAGGCGAAAGAAUGCGUUAGCAAGCUAAUCAGUUAGCUUAUUUCUGUGCCGAACCUGAAGCUAGCUGAUGUAGCUAGCCACAUAUCAAAGAACUGAGGCGAGGUAAUCCGUCUGCUCAAAUGACUCCUUGACUGAAGAAUGUCAACCUCUUGUUGAGGAUUUUAACUCAUACCCGGACAUCAAUCAUUGAAUGAGUACGAACGACUGGAACCAAGAUCUAAGAUUCCAGCAAAGACGAGCACCUGUGCCCGUGUGAUCCCUUCACCCCAGCACCGUACCCCUGCAGAGCUGCUCGUAAAUGAGAAGAGGUGCUGGUGGUAGGGUGUGACCAUUCCCCGAUGAUGUCGAGCAAGCGGAGCCUGCUGGUGCGGCUGGUGCCCUGUCGGUGCCUGCGUGGUGAGGAGGAGGCGGUCACCUCGCUGGACUACUCCCACUGCAGCCUGGAGCACGUGCCCAAGGAGAUCUUCAGCUUCGAGAAGACCCUGGAGGAGCUCUACCUCGACGCCAACCAGAUCGAGGAGCUGCCCAAACAACUGUUCAACUGCCAGUUGCUCUAUCUUAGUAUGCCUGAUAAUGACCUGACUGUGUUGCCCGCAGCGAUUGCCAACCUCACCAACCUCAGGGAGCUGGAUGUCAGCAAGAACAGCAUCCAGGAGUUCCCAGAAAACAUCAAGAACUGCAAGGUUCUGGCCAUAGUGGAGGCCAGUGUGAAUCCCAUCUCCAAGCUUCCUGAAGGCUUCACCCAACUCCUCAGCCUCACACAGCUCUACCUGAAUGAUGCUUUCCUAGAGUUCCUUCCAGCCAGCUUUGGCAGGUUAACCAAAUUACAGAUCCUGGAACUACGAGAAAACCAGCUGAAGCUGUUGCCAAAAAGCAUGCAUAAACUCACUCAGCUGGAGAGACUGGACUUGGGCAGCAAUGAGUUCACUGAAGUGCCUGAGGUGCUGGAGCAGCUCACAGGGAUCCAGGAACUUUGGAUAGAUGGGAACAGACUGACAUUUUUACCAGGGAUGAUUGGUACCCUGAAGCAACUAGCCUACCUGGACGUGUCCAAGAACAACAUUGAGAUGGUGGACGAGCAGAUCUCGGGCUGCGACAACCUGCAGGAUCUGCUGCUAUCCAACAACGCCCUCACGCAACUGCCUGGAUCUAUAGGCUCCCUGAAGAAGCUGACAACCCUGAAGGUGGAUGAGAACCAGCUCAUGUACCUCCCAGACUCCGUAGGGGGGCUGGCUAACUUGGAGGAGUUGGAUUGCAGUUUUAAUGAGAUUGAGGCUUUGCCCGGCGCGAUCGGACAGUGUGUGAACCUGCGCACCUUCGCCGCUGACCACAAUUUCCUGUCCCAGCUGCCCCCAGAGAUGGGCAACUGGAAGAAGGUCACAGUGCUCUUCCUGCACUCCAACAAGCUAGAGCACCUGCCUGAGGAGAUGGGUGACAUGCACAGACUCAAGGUUAUCAACCUCAGUGACAACAAGCUGAAGAACCUGCCCUUCACUUUCACGAAGCUAAGCCUGAUGACCGCUAUGUGGCUGUCUGAGAAUCAGUCCAAGGCGCUGAUCCCGCUGCAGAAAGAGGAGGACCCCGAGACGCAGAAGACGGUUCUGACCAACUACAUGUUCCCCCAGCAGCCUAGAGCAGAGGAAUAUGUGCCUAACUCAGACAGCGAGAGCUUCAACCCAACCCUGUGGGAGGAGCAGAGGAAGCAGCGCGCUCAAGUGGCCUUCGAGUGUGACGAGGACAAGGACGAGAGGGAGACACCUCCACGGGAGGGUAAUCUGAAGCGCUACCCAACGCCAUACCCUGACGAGCUGAAGAACAUGGUGAAGACUGCCCAGUCUGUGGCCCACCGUCUGAAGGAGGAGGAGUCGGGGGAGGAGGGCCGUCCAGCUGGGGUCAACCACGUGGGCCUGCAGGACGUGGGGGUUAAGGUGAUCGAGGGGCCGUGUCCCAAUGGCAAGGCGGUGGAGAUGGAAGCCUCAGCGGUGAGCGAGACCCCCAGGGAGAUGACGGACAUUCAGGGCACCCCCAGAACCCCCAUGAACCCUGGAGAUGCCCCCCGAGCCACAAUCAACCAUGAGGACACGCUGGAGGACUCCGAGGACCUGUCGUCAGAGGAGGAGGAGAUGAAGAUAGCCGAGAUGCGGCCGCCUCUCAUCGAGAUCUCCAUCAACCAGCCCAAAGUCCUGGCUCUCAGCAAGGACAAGAAAGACGACGGUAAGGAUGCUGAUUCGCUCCUCGAUGACACGGUUGCCAACAGCAACCAGAACAACAGCAACUGCUCAUCUCCCUCGCGCAUGUCUGACUCAGUCUCCCUGACGACCGACAGCAGCCAGGACAACUCCCUCUGCACCCCGGAGAAGGAAGCCAAGAUGCACCUGUUGCCUAAGAACAGGCCAGAGGAUGAGAACCUGAACACGCUGCAGAAAGGCGGCUCGGUUCUGCAGAACUACAAUGGUUCCGACACGGCGCUGCACACUCUGCUGAAGAACCAGCAUGGCUACCCGCCACAGGCCCACGACAUGGCCGGCUACGAUCUGACCAUGGAGGAGAAGCUGGCCCUCAUCGACAAGAGCAUGAACAACGGCGUGCCCCAGGCCUACAACAGGUGGGACCAGAUCAACAUGAACGUGGCCAAGAUGGCCCCCGACAACAACACCCCCGCGCCACUGACCCUGUCGCGGAACAACAACGCCUCCCUGGAGAACCUGGAGAACGGGAACCAGCUGUCCAAGACGCCGUCCAGCGAGCGGCUGACGGAGCGGUCGUCGCCGCCGCGAUACGAGAGCGUGGCGAGCACGGCGUGCGCGGGCGUGACGGCCAGCGAGCAGCACGGCCUCUCCUACAGCACCGAGGAGCUGUCGCCCGAGCGCCGCUGCGGCGGACCCCCGCAGCCGCCCGUCACCAAGUCGCACAGCGUGGCCAACAUGGACGCGGGCGGCAUGCGCCUCUACCCGGUGGAGGCGGACGGCGGGAUGAUGAUGUACGAGGCGGCGGCCAGCCGGCAGGUGCCCGCAGGGGCGGGGGCGCAGGGCCAGAGCAUCGUCCGCUCCAAGUCGGCGUCGCUGCUGAGCGCCCAGCCCCUGCAGGUGCACCCCGGCUCCUCGGCCUCGUCCUCCGACCUGCUGUCGGCCGCCACGCACAAGCCGCCCGUCUCCGCCCGGCCCCCGCCGCCCCAGUACAAGGUCCAGUACGCCAGCAGCGCCAUGCCCAAGGAGAGCUGGUCCCCGCGCACGCCCGUGCCCCCCGACCAGGCCUACAUGCCCCCACAGCACUCGCUGGCCAACACCAACUACUCCAACCGCAACCAGGCGCCGCCGUAUCCCAUGCCCCCACCCCAGCAGCACCACCAGCAGCAGCAGCAGAUGUGGGCCAAGCAGACCCCGGCUGCUGCCCCAGCGAGCGGCGUCCAGCGGCAGACCAGCAGCUCCUCGGCCGCGUCCGUGACCAUGGGGGAGCCGCGGCGCGUGGCCGUGCCUGAGGGCGACUACCUGAGCUACCGCGACCUGCAGGCCGGCCCCCGCGGGCCCCUGGCCGCCGCCAGCCUCGCCGGGCAGCAGCGUCCGCUCUCGGCCCGCACCUACAGCAUGGACGGCACCCACGGGAUGCCGCGCCCACACAGCGCCCGGCCCGCACCCCACGAGCUGCCCGAGAGGACCAUGUCGGUCAGUGACUUCGGCUACGCCCAGGGCAGCCCUGGCAAGAGGCCCGGUCCGCGGGUGAAGUCCGAGCACUCGCUGCUGGACGGGCCGGCUGGGAUGGCCGCUGGAGGGGGCAGGGUGCCUGCCGACUGGAGAAACCACGUGAUGCGCCACAUCGAGGCAAAGAAGAUGGAAAAGGACGAGAUCCUCUGGGCUCCAGGGCCCCCAGCAUACCCCUCCGACCCACAGAGAAAAGUGCCUUUGAUGAACGGGCGGCCCCAGAUGUCGUGUGGUCAGCCCGGCAUGGCGCGCCACCCCUCACGGGAACAGCUGAUCGACUACCUGAUGAUGAAGGUUUCCCAGCAUCCGCAGGCGCCACCACACGCCCCACACGAGAUCCUACAGGAGAUCCGUGUGAAGAUGGAGAAGAACCCUGAGCUGGGCUUCAGCAUAUCAGGAGGAGUAGGAGGACGAGGAAACCCCUUCAGACCAGAUGAUAAUGGCAUCUUUGUGACACGAGUUCAGCCAGAAGGCCCUGCAUCUCAACUUCUACAGCCUGGAGACAAAAUCAUCCAGGCCAACGGUUAUAGCUUCAUCAACAUCGACCACAGCUAUGCUGUGUCCCUGCUGAAGACCUUCCCCAGCACUGUGGACCUGAUUAUCAUCCGUGAGAUGUCCGCAUAGACCCGCGCACCCCACGGAGAUCAACAGAGAGACAGAGAGAGGGGGACCAGGCGAACCAAACCUGAAUGUCAACGUUGUUUUUAAAAGAGACAGCUGUCCAGACACUGGCCGCGGGUGCUGGACAAGAGGGAGGGAGUUUUAAACCACUGGACUGCGUGCGGACAGUCGCAUGGGAGAGUGGAGCAUGUUUUUCAUUUUGAUCUUAUUUUUUUUGGAUAAACCCCUAAUAGAUACCUUCACUGUGGAAUUGCUGUCGGCUUGUGUAGUCGGCAGCAGAGCAACUGUACAGAGACACUCUCUUGAGUUAUUAUUUUUUUGUUAUGAUGAUUCACCCUCAGCACUGACUGCAGAUCACCAACAGUGGGCAGGCUUUCCCUCUGCUUCCAUCCACAUACCUUUGUCACAAGCUUGACUUGAAUUUAAGGAGCGGAGGGAGGGCUUCAGUCGGGUUUGGUGGAGCGGUGUGUGAGAACGAGAGAGCGUUGGAAUACUCGCAUGUGUUUACGGAGGACAGGCACGUCGAUCUGAAGGAACCCCGCUGGACAACUUGACCCACAGCAAGGAAGUUGGGAAUUGGCCAGAGCGGAGGGGGACGCUGCCAGGGUCUCCUUCCCUCCUGUCCGACCCCGACGGCUUACUUGCUUUCCCUCAGUCUCGCCUCAGCUGUGCUGUCCUUUUCCCUCACCCUGAUCCGCUUCUGUUCCCACCACCUGGAGAUACAGCAUGGGAGACUUCAAGAGUACGCAAUAAGAGAUUGUCGUGGAUGGGGAUUUUAUUUUCUUCCUCUUUCUUCCAUUUGGUUUGUGGAGUUGCUUUCUGUCUGCUGGGCCCUACCUGCCUGGUCACAGCGCUGGGAGGAGCGCGAGGAGGAGCACGAGGAGGAGAACGUGGAGGAGAAAUGUUAGAAGAAAAAGGGAGCGGAGGAGGAGGAGAGGCGUGAGGGAGAAAAAACCAAAGUCUGUCAAAAGUCUGGAGCCUGAUGAAAGGAGGCAACCACCAUUUCUGGAAUUAUCUUGGAUGCAUUGGGUAUCCUGUGUGUGUGUGUGUGUGUGUGUGUGUGUGUGUGGCUGGGGGUGCUCUAAAUGGUCUUAUGCCAUCUCAUGGGGUCCUAAAGGGCUUCCCCUCUCAAAACUCACUUCUGUAUGUCUUUAUGUGAGAGUGAUGGACAAAGGAACAUCGCAUACAUACACACGCACACACGUGUGAUCUGCCUUGCCGCUAAACUUGGUCCAGACUGACAGGACACCCCUGUCCUCUCCUUCGCUGACUUGCUUCCUGUGACUUUUACUGUUGGUUAGACAAGUGCCAAGACCCCUGAGCUCACCCAGGGAGGAAGAGGAGGAGGCAUGAGCCCUUCAUCACCUGAGCAAUACUCACUCACCUGCAGAACGCACAGCACAACGGGCUAGAACAGCAAUAGAGCAAGAGCUUUUAUUUUUUUCCUGCAACAAAAGAGAUGUCUGUUAGCAUUUUUACAUACAUACAAACAAAAUACAAGACAAAAACAAAUAACAAACUUUUAGGAGAUAUCAGUUGUGAUACAGCAUUUUUUUAUGGCUACAUUUUAUAAGACUUUGCAGGAAUUAACUUUCUGCUUUUUUUUAAUGGCAAAGACAUUUGAGUGGACUGCAUAAAGCUCCUUUGCCUUUCCCCACAACCUGCCCUGUAUCACAGAAGCCUCCCUGAGGAGCGAGCGGAGUCAUUCAUGUCCAUCGCUACACACACACACACACACACACACACACACACACACACACACACACACACACACACACCCGAGCUGAACUGGUGAAACACUGAGAGGCAAUCUGCCUGCGAAGCUGAGCCGGGCUGUUGGAGGCUCACAGGUGGCUGUGGAGAGGCCACAGUAACGUGAAGACUUCUGUGGUGUGUGGCGUGUGAUCUGAACUCCACUCAACUGACUGCAUGAAGAAACCAUGGGAUUGUAUUUUUGUACUGUUAUUUUUUGUUUUCUUUUUACUGCCUGUUUCCAGAGCAGGCCACACAAAUCCUUAGAAAAGAUCAAAUUCACAAAUGUUGAAACCAUCAGAUGAUUAUAACUUUUAUUUUGUAUGCAAGAAGCACUGUUGAUUUUAUAAUGAGUGUACAUUUGUAAUGGCAUCGUGUUUGAGUAUGGUAAAGAAUGUUUUGAAAUUUUAUGUUCACAUAAUGGCAUCACAGAACUGUCUGUUUUCUGUAUGUUGUGAGUUUGUGUGUCUAUGUUCUGCAGAUGCAGAAUCUCUCACACAUACACCCACACACAUCACAACAGGCCUACAUUCAGCGAGCAUUUUCACUCGAGAUGGGUGGGGUAUACUGUUCCCAUGACGUGAUGAUGUACCGUGGGCUGUCACUCUGCUGGACGGUUCUCAUAUCAUGGUUCUCGGUUCUCAUAUC